Molecule: messenger RNA, 5675 nt
Organism: Ceratitis capitata (Mediterranean fruit fly)
Lineage: Eukaryota; Metazoa; Arthropoda; Insecta; Diptera; Tephritidae
Product: endoribonuclease dcr-1
Exons: 10
Coding region: 25-5046 (1673 amino acids)
Biological process (GO): siRNA processing; apoptotic DNA fragmentation
Cellular component (GO): RISC complex; cytoplasm; nucleus
Molecular function (GO): protein binding; ATP binding; ribonuclease III activity
Source: RefSeq, a predicted model, not a curated record
AGCAAAAUAAUCAAUUUUGUAGGAAUGGAAAAAUCCAACCAAACUUCUCCAAAAGAAAUGGAGCCCCGCCGUUAUCAGAUGGAACUUCUAAAUUAUGUUAUGAAUCGGAAUGCUGUAAUCUACCUUCCAACUGGAGCCGGUAAAACAUAUGUCGCUAUAAUGGCACUCAGGCAGUUUUCCCAUAAAAUGCAAGAGACAAUAGAGAAUGGUGGAAAACGGUCUAUAUUCAUGUGUAACACUGUGGAGUUAGCACGUCAACAAGCCAUAGAGUUAAAAAAAUGUACUAACUUAAAAAUUGGAUUCUAUGUAGGCGAGCGUGAUGUGGAUAGUUGGUCCCGACAUAAAUGGGAGGAGGAAAUUAAAGAAAAUCAAGUUCUCGUUGGUACCGCACAAAUUUUUUUGGAUAUAGUGUCUCAAAAUUUCAUUAAAAUUACUGAUUUAAGUGCUGUCGUAAUUGACGAAUGCCACCAUGCAACAAAAAGCCAUCCAAUGCACGAAUUUAUGCGACUUUUCCAAGACAUCCCAGACAAAACUAAUUUGCCUCGUGUGAUAGGUUUAACUGGUGUAUUGUUAAAGGGUAACAAACUACAUAAAAUACGCGAGGAACUUGAAAACUUAGAGGCAACUUUCCGGGGUAAUAUUAUUACAGUCAGUACUAUGGAAGAAUAUCACAAUGUGAUGACAUUUUCAACAAAACCAGCAGAAAAACUCAUUGCAUAUAGCAAUCAAAAGCAUAAUUUUAAAUUGACGGAAAAGAUUAAUCGAAUAAUUAAUGAAUGUUGUAGUAUAAUAGAUCUAUGGGAUCUGGGAACAAUAACAUCAAAACAAACGAAAAAUUUGGGAUCUCUACGUGAGCCAAAUAAAAAAAAUUUUAUAAAGAAUCUUCUAAAAGAUUUUGUAUAUCAAAUGGAUGAAUUUGGUUUAUAUGCGUCCGCUAUAGCAAUAAUGUCACCUAUUAUUGAAUUUGAGCUUAAGAAACGAUCAGCUGAAACAAUGGCUUUGCGUAAUCUUUACCGUUAUGCUAUUAGUACUUGUGAAAAGAUACGUCACAUGCUUGUAAACGAAUUGAAGGAAGAAGAUACAGACCCAGAUAGCGCUUGCCACACGAGGGAUAUUAUACUUAAUUUUGCUACUCCUAAAAUGCGUUCCCUACUUGGCUUAAUAGAACAACAAUUUGCUAACAAGGACCCGGCAGACAUUCGCUGUUUGAUAUUUGUCGAGCGUCGCUACACUGCUAAAUGUAUAUAUUAUGUUCUACAAAAAUUUAUUGAAUUGGAACCAAAUCUAGCUAAAUCCUUGCGUCCGCAGUUUAUGAUAGGACGUAACUCUAUAGCGCCAAGCAUAGAAAGUAUUCUUGACCAAAAAUGGAACAAAUCGGUAAUCGAAGGCUUUCGCACUGGUGAAAGCAAUUUACUCGUCUGCUCCAAUGUACUGGAAGAAGGUAUUGAUGUACAGGCCUGCAAUUAUGUUUUCGCUUAUGAUCCACUAAAGACCUUCAAUUCUUAUGUACAGACAAAAGGUCGGGCACGUAGUAAUGAAUCUCAGUAUGUUAUUUUCACACCGGAAAUAGAUAAAAACAAAGUUAUAUUACAAAUUAAAAAAUAUCAAGAAGCGCAUAAAAUGAUACAGGAAUUCUUGAUUGGGCGAAUCUUGGAUAGAGAUGAUCCCACAGAGGAUGCAGUUGCUGAACAGUUUGUAGAUCUUAUUCCACCCUUUAUUGUGCCGAGUGGUGCGUGCUUGUUGGCUUCGGGGGCAUUAUCUCUCUUACAUCGUUACUGUCAACUGUUGCCUACUGAUGCUUUUGGGUUCGCCAUGCCAUGGUUCACUAAACAACCACCGACUAAGCAGGGCAUAUGCGUCGAAUUAAAUAUGCCCCUUCAAUCCUCAGUGAAGGAGACUAUAUUGAGCGAUCUAUAUCCAACAGCUAAACUCGCAAAAAUCUCAGCUGCUUUUAAAGUUUGCAAAAGGCUAUACGAACAAGGUGAACUGAAUGAACGACUACUCCCGGUUACUAAGCGUGAAUGUGUAGAAAAAGUUUCGGAGGAUCUUUUUGAACAUUGGAAAAAAUUCAAAGAUAAUAUCACAUCUAAAACUGCUGGCAAGCAACAACGGCGUCUUUAUAAUCGAAAAUAUCCGGAUGAGCUUUAUAAUGCAGUUCCACAGGUGAACGAAGUUUGCUACGUCUACGAGAUACACGCACAUCCACAUUAUGAAAUCGACAGUUAUACAGAACAUAUAGCCGAGCUAUUAAAUACUAAUUGUAACUAUGCUAUUUUGACACGUAAACGAUUGCCACCACUCGCAGAAAUGCCCUUAUUUAUGAAUCAGGGUAAACUAUCAGUAAAAAUUUCCCCGGAACCAAUUGUAGUAACCAUAUCAAGUGAACAACAAUUGAAACAAUUAUCGAAAUUCCAUUUAAUGAUCUUCCGGGAUAUAUUGGAGUGUUGGAAGAGUUUCCUUGUGUUGGAUCAACGUAACCAAGAGAACGCAUACCUUAUAGUGCCGAUGAAUGCGGGUAAAAUUGAUUGGAAUUUGGUGCAAAAUUUCCAAAGUUUGCUACCGCAACGCAAGUACAGUGUCGCUGAAAGACAGAAAAAGGUAUAUAAACCGGAGGAUUAUUUGGGGAAAGUGAUUAAUAAAUGGUACUCAGGCAGGGAAAAUCAACGUUUCGUUGUAACCAAAGUAUUAACUAAUUUAACACCUGAAAGUCCAUUCGAUAAUAAUCAAUUUUCAAGUUAUAUUGAUUUUAUUGAUUGCAAAUAUAAAACUGAAGUAGAUCGUGUUGUGCAAAAGGAUCAAUUCAUGUUAGAAGUACGCGCCUUAACUUCCCGACGUAACUUUUUUAUAAAUGCCAUUGGAAAAUCAGCUAAAUCUCAUCAGAAUAAUUCUAUCAUACAUCUCAUACCUGAACUUUGUCACAAUUUUAUGUACCCGGGUGAUAUGUGGUUAAAAGCUUUACUACUGCCAAGCAUAUUACACCGCGUUCAUUUCUUGUUGCAUGCUGAAGAGUUGCGCCGCCGAGUUAAUAAAUAUCUAGGUAUCGCAGACAAAGUGGCAUACCAACCAAAGAAAUUAGUAGUCGACGAGUCCUUGGCUCGUGCUGUGGAUCAUGAUGGCAACGCUAUGGAAGAACCAGAGGAACAAAAAAAACUACUUCCUGCUUUGCCAACCCGCUGCACCAAGGCCGUUUAUGAAAUUCACGAUAUAAAUGAUGUAUCCUGGAAGGAUUAUUUAGAGCCAAAAGACUUUUCACGCAAAACAAAUUCGGUAUAUCCCGUUGAAUUAGAUUAUUACUACAAGUUUAUAAAUGGCUUGGCAGUGGAACUAGAUGCUUUGAAAUUGAACGAAGAGGAAUGGUCACAGUCGCAACUGAAUAUGCCGAAAAUAUGUUCGUCUGAUGCAUCAAUAAACGAUUUGAAUAUCGGCCGCAUGUCAGUAUGUGAUGUUCCGAUGGUUGAUAAACGUCGCCUUGAUAUUUUGGAAUUGACGCUUAGUGGCCAGGAUUUGCAGUCCGCCGAACAAGCCGACUUUUUGGCCGCCAUUACAACAGCCGGCGCUAAUGACGUCUUUGAUAUGGAACGAUUUGAAUUUUUGGGAGAUUCCUUCUUGAAGUUUUCAGUUUCCUUAUAUUUGGUUCAUAAAUAUCCGAAAUGGCACGAGGGAUUUUUAACUGAAAUCAAAGGGAAAAUAGUGUCAAAUAGAAAUCUAAUCUACUGUUUGCUCGAAACUGAUAUACCGGAAAGAGUUUGUGGAUACUUAUUUAAGCCUCCACAUGAGUGGUUGCCACCGCUUGUCAGCUUACCGAGCAACCUUUUAGAUGCCAUUACUAAAAAUAAUGACAUUUUAAAAGGACUCACACCGAGUGACCUGUAUUCAAUUGAGUUAGAUGAUAACGAGAUUUUCAGCGGUUGCUGUACAGCUGAACAUCUGCGCAAGGUCGUGGCCAGCGGUACACAAACGCAUAGAAUUCUGGAUGGGCCAGCAGGGGAGGAAGCGCGUCUGGACAAUGAGUUGAAUUUGUUUGCCUACAAAGAUACGUUGCGGGAUAAAUGUGUAGCCGAUACAUUGGAAGCGAUACUUGGUGUUUGUGUAAAGAAUUAUGGUAUUUAUAAUACAUUCCGUAUGUUGGAGUUCUUCGGCAUAUGCAAGCCUGACCCAGGUCAGUCAUUGUCCCGUUUAAUGGAUCUCAAGUUUACCAGCCCAUUAUUACAAACAAAUAUUUCAUCGCGCGAAGUUGACAGUUUUUUAAUCAAUUAUAAGAAAUUAGAGGAAAACUUAGGUUAUGAAUUCCGUGAUCGCUCGUUUUUGUUACAGGCCUUGACCCAUCCAUCAUAUCCGACUAAUCGCAUUACUGGCUGUUAUCAAGAGCUUGAGUUCAUCGGUGAUGCCAUAUUAGACUUUCUGGUUUCAUGUUACAUCUUCGAACGCUAUCGCCAUAUGACGCCGGGCAAAUUAACGGAUUUGCGUUCGGCAUUGGUAAAUAACAUAACAUUGGGGUGCGUAUGUGUGCGUCAUCGCUUCCAUUUAUAUUUGUUAGCUGAGAAUAGUGUACUUGCGGAAAAAAUUAAAGAUUUCGCAAAAUAUCAAGAAACACAUAAUUACAUUGUUACCGAUCAAGUUCACAUUUUGAUGGAAGAGAAUGUUAUGGCCGAAAGCGAAACAAACGGUACCACUUUUAAUUUGUCGGCCAACGUCGACGUUCCCAAAGCCCUUGGAGACAUUUUGGAAGCUUUAAUUGCUGCAGUGUAUCUGGAUAGUCGGGACUUGCGCACAACUUGGCAUGUCAUAUAUGGUUUACUGGAGCAGGAAUUUAACCAAUUCAGUCAGCAUGUGCCUAUAGAUGCAGUACGUCAAUUGAACGAUCAUAAACAUGCCAAUCCUAAAUAUGGUGAUCCAGUUGUUGACAAUGACACUUACAUGGUGAAAUGUCAGUUCACGUGCCUGGAUAAAAGUAUGGAGGUUAAUGGUUUUGGAUCCAAUGGCAAACAAGCCAAAAAAGCAGCAGCUAAGCAUGCACUCCAAAUUUUGGCGAAACAUUCGAGUUAAUUAUUUUAGUGUAUGUAUGAUUCUUCCACGAUGAGAUUCAGUUUUCAUCAUCAUAUCAUUAAUAUUUUUUUCACAAAACAUAAAUACCAAUAAUACUCCAUUUAAAAUCAAAAUAUCUUUAAGAUAUGUGGCUUAGAAGUGGUUGUGUAUUGCUUUAAGUGAUGUAAUAUCACAAUUAUCCGAUGAGCUCUCGGACUAUGAGCUUAAUUUUCGUGUGAUUUUAACUCUGUUUUUGUUUUAAAAUAUAUCUAAGUUAUUUGUGCAUUAAUGUCUAUGUAUAAAAUUAUAAUUAUAUGUAAAUUUGAUUUCAUUUACAUCGAACAUCAUCGUCGAGAAAAUGUGCUUGUAAAUACCAAAGUAUUUUCAAAAUCAAAUUUUAGUCUUAAAAUUUUAUGAUUUCAUUCAAAGAUUUUUUUUUUAAUAUCUUGUGCAAAAUAUUUUGUUCACAUAUUUUCUUAAAAAAAAAAACCAAAGGAUAUUCAAUGCAAACUAUUUUCUAGAGAUUACGUCAUAUCUGUCACCGACCUUUAUAUUACUAGCUUUAAAUACUUGUGCUUGCCGCAUUAGUUCAUGGAAAAUAUAUAUGUACAUAGUUCUUAAUUGAAAUAAAAAUUGAGUUUUGUUAUUAC